Messenger RNA from Temnothorax curvispinosus, 4136 nucleotides. Its product is annotated as colorectal mutant cancer protein. Bases 1001 to 3523 code for a protein of 840 amino acids. Lineage: Eukaryota; Metazoa; Arthropoda; Insecta; Hymenoptera; Formicidae. Gene Ontology annotation, molecular function: calcium ion binding. The transcript is spliced from 15 exons. The record is from RefSeq and is a predicted model, not a curated record.
CGACGGACGGCGGCGGGCGGACGGCGGACGUCAGGCGGCGAGUUUUCGGUGCGCGAAGAAGGAGCGAACGCGCCGGGCAUCGCUCGCUUCGGUCGCGUCAGAUCGGCUGACGCCAGUUUUCGGUCCGCGAAAUAUUGUCCGCCGGUCGCGAGGGACGAUCCGAACGGUGAAAAUACGUCGCGCGUCCGCGACGGGAUAUCUGUUUAUAUCAGCGAUCGCGAGACCGCGGGUGGCAUCCGCCGCGCGCGCGCGCGCGCGCGCGUCCAAAAAUAGAACGGUGGCGGCCGGCGGUGGCGGCGCCCGCCGCCUCGACGAGAGGAAUUCCUUGCCCGCGAACGAGAGGCGAAAGGGGAGGAUCGCUCUCCCGGAAUUCUGGAGACGGGACGCGCCGAUGUACACGAGGCCGGAGCGCGUGACGCGGCAACGUGCCGCGAUAGGCUCCCGUUCACCCCCCUCGUUCACCCUCUCGCUCUCCCCGUCGCUUUCGGGAACGUCGUGAAUUCUCCCGAACGCUUCUCGCGACCGUCCGGAUCUUGUCGUCGACCCGCGUUCCGCGCACCGUCGCGUCGACGCGCGCUGGACCACCCGAUCGAAUGUCCGAUCUCGCGACCGGCGCCAGUCCGUCCUCCCAGCAGCCGGUUCGGGGAAUAGGGUCAGUUGGGGUUGCGACAGCGAGCGUUUUCGCGCGAGAGACCGACCCGCGCGAUAUUCCCAGUCGUCUGUCCGCGACGAUGCUCCGAGAUUUAUCGCGCGCGCGGCACGCGUCGUCGCGCGUCGCAGGAUAGACGCGCGGGAGAGAAAGAGAAGAGAGAGCAUCCACACGGGUCCUCGGCGGGGCGCGCCGCAAAUUGACACAUUCGGCGGUUCGCGGGAGGCAAGGUCGGACAAAUGAGGCGUCGCGUGGUGGCGAGCGACGACGGCGCGAGGCGAUCACCGGCAGGGACACCGAUGACCGUACGUUGCUGCGAGACGGCCCCUGCGCGCGGGCCCCAGUGAGAAGAUGUCGCAGACCGCGGAUGCCGAAAGCGAGACGGGCUCCAUUUGCGACGAGGAACGCGUCCGGAAGCUGUUCCAGGCAUGCGACGGCGACGGCGACGGCUACAUCGACAGCCAGGACCUAUUGACGGUGUGCCGGGAAUUGAACCUCGAGAAUUCGGUGGAGGAAUUGAUGAGGGAAUUGGGCGCGGACGAGCAGGGUCGCAUUUCCUAUCAAGAGUUCCUUAGGCGGCGUCUGGCCCUGCGACCGGAAAUCGAGGCGCUCCGGGCCGGCAAACGGCGGAGCAGUCCCCAUCACACCCACACGCCGGAGUACCUGCCCACUAGCAGCGACAACAGUCUCGGCACUGUGUCGGGACGACAUGAAAGUUGGGAGUUCGACAGCGGUGCCCGUGAUUUGUCGCCGGAACCUCAUAGUCUUCAGAAGCUAGUGGAGGCGGCCGCCGGCGGAACAGGAAAUAUGCUGGACCUCGCGAAUAAGCUUCACGCGGCCGCGCUCUCCUCCCUGCGAUCCGAGGUGGCCGAGCUGAAUUCGCGGCUGGUGGCGGCUACUCGCGCGCGGGAGACGACCGAGGCCGCGCUGAUGCGGGCGGAGGUCCAGGCGGCCCGCGCCGAGCAGCGGGCGGAACAGCAGGCGGCGCGGCACGAGGAGCGGCUCACCGAGUUGCAUUCCGUCAUCGCCGAGCUCGGCAGACAGCUGGAGCGGCAUCGCGCCACCGUAAUUGCCGAGGAGGACGAGUCCGAAGUCGAGACGAGCAGGGACGCCGAGGGUUCCAUCACCAACCCGGUAGAGGAGAGCGAGGGCGGUGGGGACAACCAUGGAGAUGGCGAUCGUACCCUGGGGGACGCCGAUUCCAGCUGCUGCGAAGACGAGAAUCGACCGGCAGAGAAUGGUAGGGACAGUCCGGCCGCGUUACCGACUCCCGAGCCAACGCAGCAAGCGGCAUCGUGCCAGAGCGUUGCCGUCGCGACGCUGCAGGAAGAGAUCACGGCGUUACGGGCGGAGAUCACGAGUCUGCAGGCACAACUUGUUCAUUUCAAAAGCCAGAGGCAAACGGCGAGCAGCGAUUCGCCACGUCGAGAACUCAGAACAAGAGGCAACACCAGCUCGCCGGAACCUUUGACGGCACCGUGCUCGCCACUCUUGCCACCGCUACAGACACCUCCGACAAAGAGCGUAACGAGGGAGGAGCCGCCGGUUCUUAAAAUGGCAGAGAGGGUGAGAUUGAGGAGGACGGAUGAGAGGCACAUUACCGGCCCGGACAUCACUAAUCUUGGGGUGUGCUCCACGAUGGUCGCCGAGCACCUCGUGUCGGAUCUCUUGGAGCAAUCCAACCUGCAGGAAUUGAAUGGCUCCGAAAAGCAAUUCGAGGUCGAGACGGAACGGUUGAACAGCAGACUCGAGCACGCGCGGGCGAACAACGCGGUCCUCGCGCUCACGUUGCACGAGAGCAAGGCGCAAUGCGAUAGGUUAAGCUUAUUAGUCGGCAAGUACGAGUCGAAUGCGACGGCGUUGCGACUCGCACUUUCGUACAGCGAUCGCGCGAUCGAGGCCUACGAUGUUCUAGUCGCUCUGCUGGAGAGCGAAAUUGCGCUCUCCACCGAGAGAAAUAGCGUGACAAUCGAUAAUAGAAGGGCAGCCGAAAACGUUGCGUAUCACGUCCUAAAUAGACUCGAGAACGACUGUACUAAUACGCUAGGCGCUCCGUGGGAGGACAGCAUGGUCUUGUCAGACGAAUCGGAAAUAACGUGGAGCGUGGAGGACGAACAGCGACUCAGGAGACACAUCGGCAGGCUGAAGGGAGAACGUACAAUGGUCAGAUCGACGGCGGUCGAGCUGGAGAGCGUGCACGCGGAACCCUUGAACUCAAAGAACACCAUCUCUCUGGCGGAGGCCAGGAAACUCGACUUGGAGACUGCCGUACUCAUGCAGGAAUUAAUGGCCAUGCGAGAAGACAAGGCCGAGUUACGCGCCAGAGUGUUUCUUCUGGAGAAGGAACGCGCUACGAUAGAAUUGAAGUUGAACGCACGUGACACGCAGAUCGCGGCGCAACACGCCACCAUACAGCAUCUUCAGGGCCAGCUGAGCGACGCGGAAGCUAUGCUUGCGAUGGCGACAAACAAGGACCGAGGUUUAAGCGACAACGAGAGUGAGGGAAUGGAAUCUGAAUUAAUCGAGGCGCUGGGCAGGGAGGCAAGACUGAAGGAACGUUUGCAGGAAUUGAUCUCAACCUUGGACGAAGUCAAUAAGAAUUCCGAACUCAGGCAUCAGCAGUCCGCCGAGCUCGUCAACGACUUGAAAAGAGCUAACGGAGCGCUGGUUCAAACUCUGGAAAAGUCCAAGAAGAAAUAUCAGUCCAGGCUAAAGAAGCUGGAGCAACAGAUGCUGGGAAUGGUAGAGAGACACGCCGCGCAGGUGAAAGCAUUGAAGCAACGAAUAGCUUUACUGGAGGAGGAGUCGAUGGGCUAUAAGGGAAGCAUGGCACUGCAGUCUCAAAGUUCUGGCGCCAGCGAAACGUCCUUAUGACAGUUGAGUGAUUAAACGGUAAAAAUGACACACGGUGCAAGCUUAAUAAUUCAAUAAUUACUUUUAAUGUUUAUCCUGUCAUCACGAGGAAAUUAUGAUUCAACGCAAAAUGGAGAGAUCGAAACUCUUUCUCUCACUCACUCACUCACUCACACACACACACACACACACACACACACACACAUGUACCCACACACACAUGUACCCACACACACAUGAUUAAACGCAAAAAGGAGAUUGAAACUUUCUCACACACACAUAAACACAUAUACACAUACAUACACAUAUUUUUUUACACUGAAUAGUCGAAAGUAAAGACGCUUAGCUGUUUGCUUUGUAAUUAUAUCAAGGUAUAUAUUGCUCCUAACGAGAAUAAAAAAAGAAACGAUUCAGCUAGGCCUACGCAAUGUGUGCAAUUGUAUCGAUACACGAACGCAAAAGCAGCCUAUAUAAAACAGACCCUUCAGCACGUCAUAAGUCAUAAAUUACAAAAAAUUAAUUCAGUAGUGUAUCGCGCUAUCGAUAACCGCCGUGUACAUAUGUAUAUUGUAAAAGCAUAAACCACAAGUGUGAUACGUGUAAACUAUAAUGAAAUAAACUGUGCUUUAUUAUA